AGCCACUCCUGCGUCUAUGACUAAAAAAUUCUUCAGGGUAGUGUCCUAGCAUGACCACAGUCAAAUGACUGAAAUAGCUAAAAGAUGGAAGUUAAAUAAGAUCUUCUGAAAACAUUUUGUUCUCUCUGGCUCUGUCUUUUUAUUAUUAUUAUUUUUGUCAUUGCUAAAAACAAAACUAAUGCAAAAAUGACAGUAAAUCAUUCACGCGUUACCUAAAAAAAAGACCAUGUCAAUUGGCUAACAUGAAAUAGUAGAUAAGCUAUCUAAAGUUCAGAAAUUAAAGUCCAGUGUUUUCUCAAAUCAUCUAGGUCAUUUGUAACACUCAAAACUACUUUCUCAAAAUGGUUGACUGUUAUUUUCCUGUUACAGUACGUCUCAUCAUCCUUUUGACUUUAGGUUUAUUGGCUAAAAGUGAAAAUUGUCGACAAACUACUUAUUGUUCUUGCCAAAGAGACAAUGGGGAUGUCGUUGAUCUUCAACAAUUUGGAGACAGAGUUUUUCAGAAUAUGACAAAGUCAGCUAUAUAUAAAUGGUUACCUUGUGCACAGAUGGAUUGCAACAACGUUACGCAAACUAUCUGCCAAUUCAAUGUCAUAUCUCCUUCUGUACAAUUUCCAAAUAACUUAGGAAGUAUAAAGUCUGUUCACUUUACAGUUUCUAAAGGAAAUGUAAUUUUGACAUACACGGAUCCAUCAGGAAACACUAAAAGUACAGUAGCGUUGGUCUGCUCUGAAGGAAAGGAAGCAACGUUUCUUUUUAUUGGAAGAGUUCGCGGGUUUGUUUAUCAAACCUAUAAUUUUCAACUGCAGAGUAAACACUUUUGUCCCAGUCACUCACUAUCAACGGGAACAAUAAUUUGCAUAGUGCUUUUGUGUGUGCUCGUAUUAUAUCUCGUCCUAGGAGUUGUUUUUAAUAUAUUUGUACAACAUAAAUCUGGUUGUAAUGCUGUUCCUAAUGCUGAUUCCUGGAAAAGCUCCGGAGACUACAUUCAGGAUGGUUUCGCGUUCACUCUUACUAAAUGUGGAAAAUUGAAUAAGAGGAAAGAAUAUAAUGAAAUUUAAACAUGAUCCAAAAAAUUGAGAGGAUAUAUCUUUUAUAUAAAAUAUCAUUUUAAAACCGUUAUUCUUUUCUCUUGGAUAUGAACAUUUGUGAGUGAAAAACGUAGAGAAUUUGUAAAUAAAAUAAAGAAUAAAUUCUAUAUUUAUAAUUUAAUAAAAAUUCUUUUAUUUAUCUUC
Molecule: messenger RNA, 1235 nt
Organism: Octopus bimaculoides (California two-spot octopus)
Lineage: Eukaryota; Metazoa; Mollusca; Cephalopoda; Octopoda; Octopodidae
Cellular component (GO): trans-Golgi network
Source: RefSeq, a predicted model, not a curated record